Phycodurus eques (leafy seadragon) is the source of this 4620-nucleotide messenger RNA. RefSeq names its product ABR activator of RhoGEF and GTPase (gene abr). NCBI's taxonomy places the organism in Eukaryota, Metazoa, Chordata, Actinopteri, Syngnathiformes, Syngnathidae. The record is from RefSeq and is a predicted model, not a curated record. Gene Ontology annotation, cellular component: membrane. Bases 171 to 3437 code for a protein of 1088 amino acids. Gene Ontology annotation, biological process: protein phosphorylation; positive regulation of GTPase activity; intracellular signal transduction. Gene Ontology annotation, molecular function: protein serine/threonine kinase activity; GTPase activator activity; guanyl-nucleotide exchange factor activity. The transcript is spliced from 23 exons.
AGCUGCGAGCCCAAACUACAUCCGCACACAAGGUGCACGCUUGCGUCGCGCGGAGGUUGGAAGAUGGUCGUCAAGUGGUCCGUUUGAUAGCCCCCAAUUGGACGUUUACGCCGCAGGCGCCAGGUGAGAACGCGGAGUUGACGGCACCGUUUUUGGGAACGACAGCAACGAUGUGGGAGCAGGAGGAAUUCGCCAAACACUGGCGGAAUGAAUUCCCCGACGGCGAAGUCCCGCAAAUGAACUUGAAUUCGAUGGAGGACAUCGAGUCGCAGCUGGAGGCUUCCAAAGUCAACCUGAAGCGGCUGCAAAAGACUCUGAACGAGGAGAAAUUCAAGGUGAUCUACCUGCAGACCACCGUGGCGCGACAGCGGAAGAACGCGGCGGAGCCUCGUCGCGGCAAACACGCCGACACGUUCGCGAGUCCCGGCAGUGGCGACUGGAGGUCGUCUCGGCGACAGGGCGACGUGCGCGAGCCGGCGGGCGGGACGCCCCGGCCGGCGAGCGCGGCGACCUCCUUCAGCCGCGAGCGGAGCAGGUUCAGCGGCAAGACGGGCAAGCCCGUCCCCGUCCCCGUCCCGCCACGGAAGCCCAGCCAGCCGGGACCGAACCCCACUCAGACGACCAAUAACGCCGACAGCAGCGACCGCGAGUAUGAGGAUUUGCAGCUCAACGAGAAUUUCGUCAGGAAUAACCUGUUGCUACCGAAGGCUGCGAGCGGCGACAAGCAGAGGACACCCGGCGGCCAUCACCCGGACACCCGGCGGCCGUUCCGCCCGAGUAAAGACUUGGACUCCGGGGACGACGGCCGCGUGUCUCCGCCCUUCCUGCAUGUCGGACGCGGUUCCGGCUGGAGCACGCCUGACGGGAGGAGCGACGGCGACCUCAGCUCCGAGCACGAAGACUCCUCGUCCGCAGACUUUAACUACAACACAGAUGGCUACGAGGGGGACGGCGCAGAGGAUGGCAAGUCUCAAGAUGGCUCGGAGACACUGCCCUAUAUAGAUGAAUCCCCCACCGUGUCUCCCCAGCUGUGCACACCCCGAGGACCAGACGGAGAAAUGGUCUCCCCCACUCCACCAGAGAGCCUUCUGCAAGGGGGAGGCAUUGAGAAAGGACUCGAGAUGAAGAAACUGGUGCUCUCUGGUUUCUUGGCCAGUGAGGAGAUCUACAUUAACCAACUGGAGGCCCUGCUACUGCCCAUGCGUCCCCUGAAAGCCACCGCCACCACCUCGCAGCCCGCCCUUACCGUCAAGCAGGUCGAGACCAUCUUCUACAAAAUCCAAGACAUCUUCGAGAUCCACAAGGAAUUCUACGAUGCCCUCUUACCCAACAUCCGGCAUUGGGAUGAGAAGGUGACUGUGGGCCAUCUGUUCCAGAAACUGGCCAGCCAGCUGGGCGUGUACAAGGCCUUUGUGGACAACUACAAGGUGGCGCUGGAGACGGCCGAAAAAUGCAGCCAGGCCAACAGCCAGUUCCAGGAGAUAUCGGAGAACCUCAAAGUGAAAGGUCCCAAAGACUCAAAAGACUGUACCUCAACAGUCACAAUGGAAGCUCUUCUUUAUAAACCCAUCGACCGUGUGACAAGAAGCACCCUAGUUCUUCACGAUUUGCUGAAACACACGCCAAAGGACCAUCCAGACUUCCCUCUCCUGCAGGACGCGCUGCGGAUAUCUCAGAAUUUCCUCUCCUCCAUCAACGAGGAGAUUGACCCUCGCAGAACUGCUGUCACUACGCCCAAAGGAGAGGCUCGUCAGCUGGUGAAGGACGGCUUCCUCGCGGAGGUGUCGGAAAGCUCCAGGAAGCUGCGGCACGUCUUCCUCUUCACCGACUUGCUGCUGUGUGCCAAAAUGAAAAAGACCUCGGCGGGUCGUCACCAGCAGUAUGAGUGCAAGUGGUACAUCCCUCUUGCAGGCUUGACUUUCCAGACACUGGAGGAGUCUGACUCUUGCCACAGCAUCCAAGUCCUCCCUGAGCACGAGAUUGAAGAGAUGAAGAUUAAGAUCUCACUCUUAAAGAGUGAGAUACAGAAGGAGAAGAAAGCACCAAAGGGUCAGAACCGUGUGGAGCGCCUGAGGAAGAAGAUGAAUGAACAGGAAUCUUGGCUGCUGCUCCACUCCCCCACGAUUCCUUUCCGCCUUCAUAACAAACAUGGCAAGAGCUACCUGUUCCUACUCUCCUCUGAUUAUGAGCGGUCAGAAUGGCGGGAGAGCAUACAGAAGCUCCAGAAGAAAGACCUUCAAGCAUGCGUGCUAAGCUCGGUAGAGUUGCAGGUCCUUACUAGCUCCUGUUUCAAACUCCGAACUGUCCACAACAUUCCUGUCACCAGUAAUAAAGAUGAUGAAGAGACUCCAGGCCUGUACGGCUUCCUUCAUGUGAUUGUCCACUCUGCCAAAGGAUUCGAGGAGUCAGCCAAUCUGUACUGUACUCUUGAAGUGGACUCUUAUGGAUACUUUGUGAGCAAGGCUAAGACCAGAGUCUUCAGAGACACUACAGAGCCUCAAUGGAAUGAAGAGUUUGAGAUCGAGUUGGAGGGAUCCCAGUUCUUGCGAAUCCUGUGCUAUGAGAAGUGUUAUGAUAAGAGCAUGCUCAACAAGGAUGACAAUGAGAUUGUGGACAAGAUCAUGGGCAAAGGGCAGGUUCAGCUGGAUCCUCAGACAGUGCAGUCCAAGAACUGGCACAUGGACGUCAUCGAGAUGAACGGGAUCAAGGUGGAAUUCUCCAUGAAGUUUACAAGUCGGGACCUGAGCUUGAAGAGGACGCCAUCCAAAAAACAGAGCGGUGUGUUUGGAGUCAAAAUCAACGUGGUAACAAAGCGCGAGCGCUCCAAGGUGCCUUACAUCGUCCGCCAGUGCAUUGAGGAAGUGGAGAAGAGGGGAAUCGACGAGGUGGGAAUUUACAGGAUCUCCGGGGUGGCCACUGACAUCCAGGCCCUCAAAACGGCAUUUGACACCAAUACCAAAGACAUCCUGGUGAUGUUGAGUGACAUGGACAUCAACGCCAUCGCGGGAACCCUCAAGCUGUACUUCAGGGAGCUGCCGGAACCUCUGCUCACCGACCGCCUGUACCCGGCCUUCAUGGAGGGAAUAUCUCUGUCCGACCCCGCGGCCAAGGAGAACUGCAUGAUGCACCUCCUACGCUCGCUGCCCGACCCCAACCUCAUGACCUUCCUCACUCUGCUGGAGCACCUCAAACGGGUGGCGGAGAAGGAGCCCCUCAACAAGAUGUCCCUCCAUAACCUGGCAACAGUAUUUGGCCCCACUCUGCUCAGACCUUCAGAGUCCGAGAGCACCAAGGGGCUGAAUAUCACCUCCGCCUCUGACAUCUGGUCGCACGACGUCAUGGCGCAGGUGCAGGUGCUGCUCUACUACCUGCAGCAUCCUCCCAUCUCCUUCGCUGAGCUCAAGCGGAACACGCUCUACUUCUCCACCGACGUUUAAGGCCGUCUCGACACCCGGAGACCAGCGAGCGAGAGACUGCGUACGAUCCCCGGUCCUCCGACUUCGCCUCUCCUGCAAGCGGCCAUCUCCCCUUGACUGUGCAGCAACCCCCCCCCCCCCCCCCAACACACGCACACUCCACACCCUUACCCCGAGCACCCGCUGCAUUAUUUUUUUGGGUCGUCUCCAUAUAAAGUCAUGUUUGUAAUAUGAGGAGAGCGGAGCCGCCUCUGCACCAACCAGACGCGAAAGCGUUCGGGGACCGCACCGGUUCCGUUCUCAGGAGAGGAGGGCUUUUCGGAGGCCACAGCCUGGCGCCGUGGCACGGGAUCGAGCCGGGGACGCGCCGUCGAGCUUUGUCCCCUGCUUCGAGGCGUUCCACAACAACUGCAUUUAUGUUUUAUACUAAUUCCGGUGUUUCCCUUUUCAGUCUUUCUGGCUUUGAGCUUGAGGAGAAGGUGUUUGUCUGCGUUUAUGUGCGGGACUGAAAGAGAUUGAACGACAGGCUCUUUUUCUGAAACAGACAUUCCCUCCCCACUGGUUCUUGGCCGGAUUAGCCCUAUUUAUUUGAAAUAUCUAUAUAUAUCUGCGCCUGUACAGUUCUGUGCAACGAGAGAGAUCAUCUAAGGAGUCUGUUUUUUUGAAGUCUAUUCAGGUAGUGAUGUUAUUUUUUUAGUCAAACGUUUCUCAUUCACCAUAUUUGUGGUUCGUAAAUUGUCCAAAAAUGAUCACCGCGGAAGUUGUCAAUUUGUUCGCCACCGCUUUGUAGAGGAGAACGGACACUUGAAAACAAAAUGAGUGAAACGUGUUGCUUCUUGUGUUUGAGGCGCAAGCCUGUUCCAAGCAUCUCACUGCGCCGCUAUAAUCUCGAGGACGAUUUGUGCAGUUGCCCUCAAUGCAUGUAACUCAAAGAGAGGUUGUGCGCAAAGGCCCCUUUGUGCUCUGUACAAAGCCAACCUUUCUGCUAUCAGGUCUGCCAUAUAACCAGAAAACAAAAUACUGCAAAAACUGAAAGUGACACUGUUUGGUAUUUUUCAUAUAAGGCAAAAAUAAAAAAAUGUUGUAUUUUACUUUUGCAAAGAAUUUAAGUAUGCUGUACUGUAAUUUUGAGGCUAAAUAUAAAUGUGAACGUCCUCCCCUUUUCUUUUUUUUUUUCUAGUCAAAUAAAAGACAACCCAACUCA